AUGAUAUAUCAAGAAUGUGCACAAUUAGAAGCUGGUGUUACUUUUUUUAUUCUUGGUGUAGGUGAACAAAAUAUUAAAUUUUUUAUUAUUGCAUCAUGUACAGAUAAACCAGCUCAAUCGUUAUUAACUAAUAUGGUCUCCCACAAUGCUAAUUAUAGCUGUGCAAAAUGCUUUACUGAAGGUGAAAAUUUCACUAUCUAUUCGAAAAAAGUACGAAAAAGUACCAUCAAAGUAUUCCCGUAUAGAAAUGAUGAAGUCAGGAAUAAUUCCAUAUGCAAUAAUCUGGCGAUCGAAGCCGAACAGCAUGGCUCUCCUGUUAAAGGACAUGCUGCUCCGUGCCCUUUAACAAAAUUAAAAUAUUAUUCUUUUGGUGAAUCAAUACUCUUUGAUUCAUUGCAUACAUUAUAUUUAGGUGUAUUUAAAAAAUUUUGUUCGUUGAUUUUUUCUAAAUCCAAAACUGAUCGUCAACAAAAAUGGUCGCUUUAUAAUAAAAUAAAUAGUAUUGAUCAAGGGUUAUCUUCUGUUAAAAUUCCAACUACUACAAGUCGAAGAUUUCGAACAAUAAAACAUAUUGCACGUUUCAAGGCGAACGAAUUCAGAUCCUUAAUGCAUCACGGUUCAACAGUAUUGUUACAAGCAAUGUUACCAAAAUAUCGUCGACAUUUUGCAUUGUUAUUAGCUGCUGUUAACAUUGCUUCUAAAGAUAUUAUUGGCAAUUAUGAUAUAAUAUUAGUCAAAGAAUUAUUACAUCAAUAUGUAAAAGAUUGGCAAAAGAUAUUUGGUCUUCGUCAUAUGUCAUCCAAUAUACAUUCACUUUUACAUAUUCAUGAAUCAAUACAAUUUCUAGGUCCUUUAUAUAUGUAUAGUGCUUUUAAUUUUGAAGGCAUUGGUCAUGACUUGGUGUGCAUGAUCCAUGGUAUGACACACUAUGGACCACAAUUAAUUUCAAAUUUACAAUAUUAUCGACAAGCUAUAAUUGAUGUAUUCAAACUUGAUUAUCCAGAAAAACUACUUUAUUUUAAUGAAAGUAUUCUUAGUCGCAAAUUAGUAUCAAAUCAAGGAAUACACGUGAGAAAACGAGUGUCUUUUACAAAUUAUGUUGACGAGAUGAAGCAUUUGAACUUAAUUACAAAAAGAAAAUUCUUGUAUCAUGAUGAAUUAGCCAUCAAACAUGUUAAAUAUAAAACUUUAUCAUCCACAAAAUCUCGCAAAUUCGCCGAUUGUUGUGUUUCAUUUGUAUUUGGACGACAAAUUAAAUUAGGACUUAUUAGAGCGAUUGUAAGCGAUCCAAACGAUAAUGGAAAAAUACUUAUUUUAUUGGAAGAUCUUAUUGAUGAAUUUGCAAGACAUCAUUUAUUACAAUUUAAAACGAAUAACACAACAUUCUCAACAAUUCCGAAUAUUUACAUUCGAAAACGUUCUUCGUGUCUUAUUCUUAGAUCGUCAUCGCAUAUUUUGCAGAAACAUUCUUUCAGAUUUCUUAAUAAUGAAGAAACUAUUGAAAUAAUCGAAUAUUCAAAUCUUAAAGAGAGCAGUUGA
Molecule: messenger RNA, 1539 nt
Organism: Rotaria sp. Silwood1
Lineage: Eukaryota; Metazoa; Rotifera; Eurotatoria; Philodinida; Philodinidae
Source: the annotation of a GenBank genome assembly